AUGCGUCAGCAUAUCAAGCUCAUGGACUUGACAUGGAUAUGUUUGAUGUCGCCUAAGUGCGGAACUAGUUGUCCAUUCCAAUGUUACCAAGAUCACCAACCCACCUCAUUCUUUUGACAAAAAAGAAAAUGAAAAAGAAAAAAAGGUGGCACUUCUAGCAAUCAUAGAUAUUAUUGUCCUCAGCCCCUAGAGUCUGCAUUUGGAUGUUCUAAUUUCUUUGUGCAUGCAGUUUUUUUCCAUUGAAUUCAAUAUUAGUGAGUUUCUCAAAUGUAGGAUGUUUUGCUAGCAGUGAUUUCUUUGUUCUGAUUCCUUUUACUUUAUACCAAUGUUUUUAUUCUCAAAGUUUAAUUUAUCUAUUUCAUUAUGGCGUUUUCUCAUAGGAUGCAAGCUUUGGUUGAGGACUACAUUUUCAGUGGAGGCAUUUUCUCUAUGUCGGUAUUUCAGUAUGCUAAUGAGGAAAAAAGCUCUCAAGAUAUUUCCAUGGGAUGUGUCUCGCAUUUGAGCAUCAACAUGGGCAAAAGCAAUCCCAACAAAAACAAGACUGAUUCAAUUCCAUCUUCAAUAGACAACAAGGCUGACAAGCUAAAGAAGUCAGUGGAGGAUGAAAUUCAUUUUCUCAAGGGAAGGGUUUCAGAACUUGAAAGUGAUCUUGUGUCGAAGUCCACAGAAGUUACAUCUGCAGUUUCAAGGAAAGAAGAAGCUCUAUCUUCUGCAUUUGCUGAAAUUGACCGUCUAAAGGAAGAAAAUUCUAUAAAAAUAUGAGCAUUAUUGAAUGCAUAUGGAAGGUGUUUACUGUGUUGGAGUGUAUUUGUUCCUUGCACAUGAGGGCAUGCCUUAGUUGUAAUUCUUAUAAUAGGUUGAGCAAAGUGAAGUAUUGUUU
Molecule: messenger RNA, 880 nt
Organism: Magnolia sinica
Lineage: Eukaryota; Viridiplantae; Streptophyta; Magnoliopsida; Magnoliales; Magnoliaceae
Product: nuclear-pore anchor-like
Exons: 3
Coding region: 364-762 (132 amino acids)
Molecular function (GO): nucleic acid binding
Source: RefSeq, a predicted model, not a curated record